AUGUUUCAACAACAACAACAGCACCACGACAAUUUUAUGGUGGAUGAUGAGGAAUACCAACAACAACAUCAUGGCCGAAAUGGAACUCAUACAGCAAGCGGACCACCACAACGACCAGUUUUGCAGAGAUAUGAAGUAGGAGACAAUAUUUUCGAGGUUCCUACUCGUUAUCAGUUACAGUAUGCGAUUGGACAAGGAGCCUACGGUAUUGUUUGCUCGGCCUUUGAUUCAGACCUGAACGAGAAUGUGGCCAUCAAGAAGGUUUUCAAUAUUUUCGAUCAUGACCGGGAAUUCCAAAAACGUGUCUUGAGAGAAAUCAAAAUUCUCAAACAUUUUGAUCAUGAAAAUAUAAUUUGUCUGAGUGAUUUGGUUCCUCCUCGCAACUAUGAUCUCUUUAAAGAUGUGUAUAUUGUCACUGAUUUGAUGGAGACUGACCUCCGACAAAUUAUCAAAUCAGAUCAGAAACUUUCUGAAGAACAUGUUCAAUACUUUGUGUACCAAAUCCUAAGAGCAUUGAAGUAUAUGCACUCUGCCAAUGUACUGCACAGAGAUUUAAAACCUCAAAACCUUCUUCUCAACUCCAAUUGCGAACUCAAAGUUUGCGAUUUUGGUCUUUCACGAGGAAUUGAAUUAUCGAAUCCUGUCAUGUCAACACCAUACGUUGCCACUCGUUGGUAUCGUGCUCCUGAGCUCUUACUCAUGUGGGAACAAGCCACAAAAGCUCUCGAUAUUUGGUCUGUUGGUUGUAUCAUGGCAGAACUUUUAGGAAGAAAACCCUUCUUCCCUGGAAACAAUUAUUUACAUCAAUUGGAUUUAAUUUUGGACGUUUUGGGCACACCAAAAGACGAGGAUAUCAAAGGUUGUGAAAAAGGAGUGAAUUAUUUGAAACAAUUGCCAAGAAGAGCAGGUAAAGAUUUCCGUACAAUUUUCCCUAAUGCAUCUCCUGCUGCUUUGGAUUUACUGAAAAAGAUGUUACAUUUCAAUCCUGUGAAGAGAAUUACUGUUGAACAAGCUCUAGAACAUCCUUACUUGGCCAAUUUGCAUGAUCCUGAGGAUGAACCAACAUGUCCUCCAUUCGAUUUUGCCUUUGAAGAUGAAGCUGCUAAGGGAGAUUUGAAAGCCAUGCUCUACAAUGAAAUUAUGGCCUGGAAUUUGGAGAAGAAUAAUGUUUCAGGAGACGCCAUUGAUAUCUCUGAAUUACAACAGCAACACCAACAGUAA
Molecule: messenger RNA, 1221 nt
Organism: Naegleria lovaniensis
Lineage: Eukaryota; Heterolobosea; Eutetramitea; Acrasida; Naegleriidae
Exons: 4
Coding region: 1-1221 (406 amino acids)
Biological process (GO): intracellular signal transduction; protein phosphorylation
Cellular component (GO): nucleus; cytoplasm
Molecular function (GO): MAP kinase activity; ATP binding
Source: RefSeq, a predicted model, not a curated record